AAUAAUAAGGAAAGAAAAAAAAAAGAAGAAGAAGAUGUCUUGUUGGAUAAGCCAAGAUUCCAAUUUAUAAGAGGGCAUUAUUUGCUAAAUGCUCUCCUCGUCCCUGUGAUCCGAUCCAUCGUCGUCUCCAAUACUAGAUCUCUCUCUCUCUCUCUCGCUCGCGUCGAUAAUUUGUGAUAAAAAUGGCAGCCGUAGGAAUCGAGACGAGGCGUCCUGAGGGUGCGAUGGAGGAAACCUGCAACGUGAAGGGAGCGGUGGCGAAACAAGGAGAGGGGCUUAAGCAGUACUAUCUCCAGCACAUCGACGAGCUCCAGCGACUUCUCCGCCACAAAACUAACAACCUCAAUCGCCUCGAAGCUCAGAGGAACGAUCUCAACUCUCGAGUACGAAUGCUGAGAGAAGAGUUGCAGCUGCUUCAGGAACCUGGGUCCUAUGUGGGUGAAGUGGUCAAAGUGAUGGGAAAAAACAAGGUCUUGGUUAAGGUUCAUCCAGAGGGGAAGUAUGUUGUUGAUAUUGACAAAAGUAUAGACAUAACUAAACUUACCCCAUCUACAAGAGUUGCUCUCCGUAAUGAUAGCUAUGUUCUCCACCUUGUCCUGCCAAGUAAAGUUGAUCCCCUGGUUAACCUUAUGAAAGUUGAGAAGGUUCCUGACUCCACUUAUGACAUGAUUGGUGGUCUUGACCAGCAAAUUAAGGAAAUUAAGGAGGUCAUUGAGCUUCCAAUCAAGCAUCCUGAAUUGUUUGAGUCUCUUGGAAUCGCUCAGCCAAAGGGUGUGUUGUUAUAUGGUCCACCCGGAACUGGGAAGACACUUUUGGCUCGGGCUGUGGCACAUCACACUGACUGUACCUUCAUCAGAGUUUCUGGUUCGGAGCUGGUCCAGAAAUACAUUGGAGAAGGUUCUAGAAUGGUCAGAGAACUUUUUGUGAUGGCAAGGGAGCAUGCACCAUCAAUCAUCUUUAUGGAUGAGAUCGAUAGUAUUGGGUCUGCUCGUAUGGAAUCUGGAAGUGGAAACGGUGACAGUGAAGUUCAGCGUACUAUGCUUGAGCUUCUCAAUCAACUUGACGGGUUCGAAGCGUCAAACAAAAUCAAGGUUUUGAUGGCGACAAAUCGUAUUGAUAUUCUGGAUCAAGCUCUUCUCAGGCCAGGAAGGAUUGAUAGGAAAAUCGAAUUCCCCAAUCCUAAUGAAGAUUCACGUUGUGAUAUCUUGAAGAUCCACUCGAGGAAAAUGAACCUGAUGCGUGGAAUUGAUCUGAAAAAGAUUGCAGAGAAGAUGAAUGGUGCUUCAGGUGCCGAACUGAAGGCUGUGUGCACGGAGGCGGGAAUGUUUGCUCUGAGGGAGAGGAGAGUACACGUGACACAGGAAGACUUUGAGAUGGCAGUGGCGAAGGUUAUGAAGAAAGACACAGAGAAGAACAUGUCUCUGCGUAAGCUCUGGAAGUAGGAAUCUCUCUAUUCUGUUUUCUGUUAUUUCCAAGAAUCUUUUCUGUUUCUUCUUUAAGCGUUUGAAAACAAUUUUUUUUACUGCCUAAACGCUAGUGUGUACUUGAAUGUUACGCAUACCAGUUCCGAGUU
Brassica napus (rape) is the source of this 1573-nucleotide messenger RNA. Its product is annotated as 26S proteasome regulatory subunit 8 homolog A. The transcript has 9 exons. Gene Ontology annotation, biological process: proteasome-mediated ubiquitin-dependent protein catabolic process. Gene Ontology annotation, molecular function: ATP hydrolysis activity; proteasome-activating activity; ATP binding. Bases 183 to 1442 code for a protein of 419 amino acids. The record is from RefSeq and is a predicted model, not a curated record. Gene Ontology annotation, cellular component: proteasome regulatory particle, base subcomplex. NCBI's taxonomy places the organism in Eukaryota, Viridiplantae, Streptophyta, Magnoliopsida, Brassicales, Brassicaceae.